UGGAGUGGAAGUAUUAAAUGGAGGACAGUGGGUCGAGAAUCUGUAGACGAAUCGUAACCAAACUCGUCUGUUGGUGACUGAGGAUGUUGCGAUCAUGUCGCGUGAUGUUACCCAUUUUAUUUCCGUACCUCGUUCGAGCUGUUCUCACAAAUAAUUGCUCUAUUUCGUCGUAUCAAUGCAACGCGUUUCUCACGUGUCCGAUCGUUGAACGCAACAAUGUUUGUCUGUUGAGUAGAAUGCCAGGUCAGCUGGAAGAGAUCAAGGGCCAGCGUGCCACUUUCGGCAUGGGCUGCUUCUGGGCGGGGGAUUCUCUCUUCGGGACGCUACCUGGAGUUAUCAGGACCUGCGUGGGCUAUGCUGGUGGCACCAAGGAGUCUCCCGUUUACAGAGACAUGGGUGACCAUACAGAAGUCAUUGAUAUCGAAUAUGAUCCAGAAUUAGUGUCUUAUACACACUUGUUGAGCUUAUUUUGGAACAAUCAUGAGUAUGGUCUUACGACGAAGAUUAAGAGACAGUAUAUGUCAUUAAUUCUGUAUCAUAACGAAGAGCAACGAUUAUUAGCUGAAAAAUCUCUCAAGCAAGAACAGAAACAGCGCGGGGAAGUUUUUAUUACAGAGAUUAAAAAGUUUACCAAAUUUUAUCCAGCAGAAGACUAUCAUCAGAAGUAUCGACUACAGAAUCAUCCAUGGCUGAUCGAGACACUGGGCCUCACCACAUCAGAAAUUUUACGCACCUCUCCUUUGGCAGCCAAGUUAAAUGGUUAUAUAGCUGGUGCUGGUACUCUUGAACAAUUUGAGAAGGAACUACCGAACUUGGGAUUAAACGAGAAAACGACACAAUAUUUACAAAAAUAUAUUAUCCAGAAUCAAGGCAUCGGUUUAUAUUGUUAGCAAAUCUAGUAAGAAAACAGGAAAAGACAUUUUCUACUGUUAAACAGAGAUGAAUACUCAUUACACAGUUCUUUUCCUCUUUUCUA
This is a messenger RNA of Camponotus floridanus (Florida carpenter ant), 976 nucleotides long. It is a transcript of the gene MsrA, whose product is annotated as peptide methionine sulfoxide reductase. Gene Ontology annotation, molecular function: peptide-methionine (S)-S-oxide reductase activity. Lineage: Eukaryota; Metazoa; Arthropoda; Insecta; Hymenoptera; Formicidae. The transcript is spliced from 4 exons. The record is from RefSeq and is a predicted model, not a curated record. Bases 84 to 890 code for a protein of 268 amino acids.